Messenger RNA from Rhizoctonia solani, 765 nucleotides. Its product is annotated as Ras-related protein Rab-4B. The record is from RefSeq and is a predicted model, not a curated record. The coding region runs from base 1 to 765 and encodes 254 amino acids. Gene Ontology annotation, cellular component: endosome. NCBI's taxonomy places the organism in Eukaryota, Fungi, Basidiomycota, Agaricomycetes, Cantharellales, Ceratobasidiaceae. Gene Ontology annotation, biological process: regulation of endocytosis. Gene Ontology annotation, molecular function: GTP binding; GTPase activity. The transcript has 7 exons.
AUGGCCGAACCCUACGAUGAAGCGGCUGCAACAGAAAUGGUUGAAGCGUAUGAUUUCUUGCUAAAGUUUAUUGUCAUUGGGGAGGCUGGAAGUGGGAAGUCUUGCCUUUUGCACCAAUUUACGCAAAAUUCGUUUAAAGAACAUUCACAGCAUACCAUCGGAGUUGAAUUCUCUAGCAGAACAAUAAAUAUCGGCGAGAAACGAGUUAAACUCCAAUUAUGGGACACGGCUGGUCAGGAGCGGUUUCGUUCAGUAACGAGGAGCUAUUAUAGGGGUGCCGCAGCCUGCCUUCUCGUAUACGAUAUAACCAGUCGGUCAUCGUUCUUGAAUUUAUCGCGCUGGUUAGCAGAUGCACGAGCGCUUGGGAGUUCUCAGCUCGUCACAGUACUGGUGGGAAAUAAGACAGACCGAGAAGAGGAGAGGGAAGUCGAGUGGAGUGAGGCGAGCAAAUGGGCAUCGGAGAACGACGUACAUUUUAUCGAAACGUCCAGCCUAACAGGUGAUAAUAUCGAGAAGCCGUUUGCCCUCGCCGCGAGGGCAAUACUAUUGAGCAUCGAGGGUGGCCAGUUGGAUCCUGAAAAGUGCUCAUUUAUUGUCGCGCGGCCAUUUACCAUAAACCAAUUAUAUCCCUGCAAUCAACUCGACAAAUCCAUUAUCAUUAUUCGACUAAUUGUUUUUAUCUCGCAUCAAACGAUUAUCACUUUCACCCCCAAUCAUACCUCCAUUAUCCUCCCUGCAUCAUUACCCCACGAAUUUACCGUCUAG